AUGCUGGCAGUGGAAGCUGACGACUGGUGGUUAGAGACUCGUCAGAGAUUGGAGAUCGCUGGUGAGGAAUUGAAUUGGGCUGUGUUUCGUAGGGAUUUCCUGAGGAAGUACUCUCCUGAGGAUGUCCGUGGCAAGAAAGAGAUCGAGUUCCUUGAGCUGAAACAAAGAAGCAUGACGGUCACUGCGUAUGCUAUGAAAUUUGGUGAGCUGGCUAAGUUUUAUCAGCACUAUGAUGGACCAACUGGAGAAUUCUCGAAGUGCAUCAAGUUCGAGAAUGGGUUGCACCCAGAGAUCAAAAAGGUCAUUAGCUAUCAAAAGAUUCAGAUGUUUGCUGAUUUGGUAGACAAUUGUCGAAUCUAUGAGGAUGACAACACUGCUCACUAUAAGAUAAUCAGUGAGAAGCGGGGAAAAAGCAACCAGAACCGUGGCAAGCCGUAUGAUCCUCUAGCUGGUAAAGGUAAGCAGAAAGCUGCACAACGGCAGAGAACUAGUGGGGAGAUGCCCUUGCUGGUAUAG
Messenger RNA from Vicia villosa (hairy vetch), 516 nucleotides. RefSeq lists its product as uncharacterized. The transcript has a single exon. Bases 1 to 516 code for a protein of 171 amino acids. The record is from RefSeq and is a predicted model, not a curated record. NCBI's taxonomy places the organism in Eukaryota, Viridiplantae, Streptophyta, Magnoliopsida, Fabales, Fabaceae.